AUGCAGCUGUCUAGUUACCGAUUUUUCCAUCUAUUCCAUAAAUUGCGUAACCAUUACAAAUUUAAUGAGGUUUCUUUUGUGUAUUUGAAUCAUCACAAUUAUUGUCAACAAUCUAAAUCCUUCCAACCUCAUUUUAAUCUGAAUUUAUUUAACGAUGAAAAGUUCAUUGAAAAUCUACGUGCAAAUUUAACAGCUCGUAAAAGUAACUUAAAUCUUGAUCAUAUGCUGGAUCUUUACAGAAAUUACACUAAAACAAAACAUACGGAAACACAUGAUGAACUAAUGUCAUUAGUAUAUGAAUUACCAAAUUUUACUCAUCCACUUACUCCGAUUGGUGAUUCGUUCAAAGCACGUCAUAUAUAUAUUCAUGGAUCUAAACGUGAAGAGAGGUGGAAGCUUUUAGAUGUAGUCAAUAUAACUUCAGGUACACAUCAACCUGUAAUCAAUCAUCAUAAUACCAACUCUUCCAUAACUAUCAAUCCUGAAGGUCAUCUCCGUGUAAAAGAUACAACUCUAGGCGCUGGACACAAGACUUAUUAUUUUAGUGGACCAUUAGCACAAUUAGAGUCUGCACUUGUCGCAUAUACCGUGGAUCGUUUGAAAGCAACUGGUUUUGAAUUUGUAUCUGUACCCGAUAUUCUACCUGAACCUGUCAUCAGAGCUUGUGGUUUUCAACUCAAGGAAUUCGUUCUCAAAUUUAUAAAAUAA
Schistosoma mattheei is the source of this 708-nucleotide messenger RNA. The record is from the annotation of a GenBank genome assembly. Lineage: Eukaryota; Metazoa; Platyhelminthes; Trematoda; Strigeidida; Schistosomatidae.